This is a messenger RNA of Eubalaena glacialis (North Atlantic right whale), 502 nucleotides long. It is a transcript of the gene LSM7, whose product is annotated as LSM7 homolog, U6 small nuclear RNA and mRNA degradation associated. NCBI's taxonomy places the organism in Eukaryota, Metazoa, Chordata, Mammalia, Artiodactyla, Balaenidae. The coding region runs from base 1 to 396 and encodes 131 amino acids. Gene Ontology annotation, biological process: mRNA splicing, via spliceosome; nuclear-transcribed mRNA catabolic process. The record is from RefSeq and is a predicted model, not a curated record. Gene Ontology annotation, molecular function: RNA binding. The transcript is spliced from 4 exons. Gene Ontology annotation, cellular component: Lsm1-7-Pat1 complex; U6 snRNP; U2-type prespliceosome.
AUGCGCGCGGGGCAAGGUACAAAGGGCGCGGCGGCGGCUCCUGCGCACAACGAAGCGGCCGGGCAAGAUGGCGCUCUGUUUCCCCUGCAGGACAAAGAGAAGAAAAAGAAGGAGAGCAUCUUGGACCUGUCCAAGUACAUCGACAAGACGAUCCGAGUGAAGUUCCAGGGAGGCCGAGAAGCCAGCGGCAUCCUGAAAGGGUUUGACCCGCUGCUCAACCUCGUGCUGGAUGGCACCAUCGAGUACAUGAGAGACCCUGACGACCAGUACAAGCUCACGGAGGACACCCGGCAGCUGGGCCUGGUGGUGUGCAGGGGCACCUCCGUGGUGCUCAUCUGCCCGCAGGACGGCAUGGAGGCCAUCCCCAACCCCUUCAUCCAGCAGCAAGAUGCCUAGUGGCCGGGGCUGCCCCUCCCCCAGGACUCGGGCCACCCGUAGGAACGGAACUUUCCUUUUUGUAUAGCUUAUGUUUUUGUUUUCUUUAUAAAAUUGCAAACCUCAA